AUGAACACUUUAACUAAAUUUCAUGAUGAUGACGAAAUCACCAAUCAUAAAAUUAAAGCUUUAGAAUUGAAUGCAUCUCAAUUUUAAGCACAAAUGAAAGUAUAUAGUAGUAGUUAUACAGCCUCUUUUUAAUGAGAACACUAAAUUAAAACAACAUGUUAUUAGUCUUAAUUUCUAUAUGGAGGAACGCAAAUUAUAAUUAGCUAAUCUCAUUAGUGAUACAGGUCCAAAUGGAGAAGAUAGAGUAUUAAUAAAAGCAGUAGCAGAUUUCAAAUAAAUAUGUGAUCUGUUAGAAGGUAUUACUGUAUUUAUAAAAAGAGGAGAUAAUUCGAUUAAAUCAUAUUAUAAUAGAUAACAAUAAUACAAAAGUAGAAUUUUAAUUGAAUAUAAAAUAAUUAAAAGAGAAGUUGUAAUAAGAGACUGAAAGAUAUUUCAUUGAAAAAUAAUAAUUAAUAGAUUAGAACAGAUAAUUGGCUGAAAAAUCAUAGAUAAUAAAAAUUGAUUUAUGA
Molecule: messenger RNA, 509 nt
Organism: Paramecium pentaurelia
Lineage: Eukaryota; Ciliophora; Oligohymenophorea; Peniculida; Parameciidae
Source: the annotation of a GenBank genome assembly